AGAGUGUUAGUAAUACGACCAUGAUAGAAGAAGAAAUAUUAAGGUUAAUAUAUAAAAAUAACCAAUAAAAUUUGAAAGUUUUAGGUGAAUUGAAAAACAUUACAAAAUAAUACUUAUAAAUUAUGGCUACAAAGGCUGUUAAAACUUUGGGGCUGUUUCAAAAAGCAACAGAAUUGGAUAAAGGAUUAGCUUCUCGACUUCCUGAAGCUUAUAAAAAGUUUUAUAGAGAAUGGAAAUUUACUCAACCCGCAGCUGUACAUUAUAUACCAGAACCAGGAAAAUGGAAAAGAAAUGAAGUAACUGGUGAACUUUUACCUGUUCAAAAUAUUCCACUGCCAGUGUUUUAUCCCAAAGAAUCACACAAUCAUAUUUGGGGUGGAGAGGGAAUUGUGCAAGGUUUUCUGAAACGUGAUAAAUACAGAAGAAGAGUUCCACAUUUUUGGGUGCCCAUUUUAAAAAGAUCUGUUGUCUACUCAGAAGUCUUGGAUAAAUAUAUUUCAGUUAUAGUUACAGAUAGGGCUCUCAAUCUUAUAAAUACCCAUUAUGGAUUGGAUCAUUAUCUGUUGAAGACACCAGCCUGUGAUCUUAGAUCAUUGUUAGCGUUGACUUUAAAACGAAAAAUACUACAAGAAUUACGUGACGGAUGCCCCACUUUUUCCAAUAACCCUAAAAAACAAAAACAUGUUCUAGGACAGUAUAAACAGUAUUUAACGGCGUAUACUUCCGAAGAAAUUGACUGGUAUGGCUAUUCAUUGACAGAAGCAUGCAGGAUCUUCCAAACUAAAAUAGAAGCUGAGGAACAGUCUAAAAUAGUUCCUUUAAAACAAGUUUAUAGAGCCGAGUUGAUAGAAAAAUUGAAAGCUGCCUCAAUUAGCGAAUCUGCCGAACAACCACAACAAAUAGAGCAAGCUGAAACUGCUUCAUGGUUACAAAAGAUGAACCCUUUCGGAAAGAAGCACGAGACAUGAUACAGAUAAAAAUAGAUUUGUUUGUAGUGUGAUUAAAUGUAUUUCAUUCUGUU
Messenger RNA from Diorhabda carinulata, 1021 nucleotides. RefSeq names its product 39S ribosomal protein L28, mitochondrial (gene mRpL28). Gene Ontology annotation, cellular component: mitochondrial large ribosomal subunit. The record is from RefSeq and is a predicted model, not a curated record. NCBI's taxonomy places the organism in Eukaryota, Metazoa, Arthropoda, Insecta, Coleoptera, Chrysomelidae. Bases 123 to 968 code for a protein of 281 amino acids. Gene Ontology annotation, molecular function: structural constituent of ribosome. The transcript has 6 exons.